This is a messenger RNA of Periophthalmus magnuspinnatus, 2998 nucleotides long. RefSeq names its product adaptor related protein complex 1 subunit gamma 2 (gene ap1g2). Bases 156 to 2525 code for a protein of 789 amino acids. Gene Ontology annotation, cellular component: membrane coat; Golgi apparatus; AP-1 adaptor complex. The record is from RefSeq and is a predicted model, not a curated record. The transcript has 22 exons. Lineage: Eukaryota; Metazoa; Chordata; Actinopteri; Gobiiformes; Gobiidae. Gene Ontology annotation, molecular function: clathrin-cargo adaptor activity. Gene Ontology annotation, biological process: intracellular protein transport; receptor-mediated endocytosis; Golgi to vacuole transport.
AAGCUGCGUCCGGAAGUGGCGCACUCGUGUUGUUGACUUGACCAGAUCCUAACUCCGUGCCCAGCCAACAGUGAACUGCCGAGUAUCUGAUGGUACUCGGUAAAACGCGUUCACUUUUCCAUAGACCAGAGUUUGCACAGCUGUGAGACUGCAGCAUGUCCCCAUCAGUCCCCCUGCAGGAGAUGAUUCGGGCUAUCCGGUCAGCCCGGACACAGUGCGAGGAGCGGGGGGUCAUCCAGAGGGAGUGUGCUGCUAUUCGGGCGCAGUUCAGACAGGCGGACAAUGAGGGUCGAUCACACAAUCUGGCCAAACUACUCUAUGUGCACAUGCUGGGCUACCCAGCUCACUUUGGUCAGAUGGAGUGCGUCCGUAUGAUUGCCAGCCCUCGCUACAGUGAGAAGCGCGUGGGAUACUUGGGAGCUAUGAUGCUACUGGAUGAAAAGCAAGACGCUAGCCUCCUCAUCACCAACUCUAUUAAAAAUGAUCUUUCCCACAGUAGCCAGUUUGUGCAGUCUCUGGCCUUGUGCACUCUGGCCUGUAUGGGCUCAGCUGAGAUGUGUAGAGAUCUAGCACCAGAGAUUGAUAAACUGCUUCGGUCCUCAAACUCCUACAUUAAGAAAAAGGCUGCACUUUGUGCGGUUCAUAUUGUAAGAAAAGUUAACGAACUUGGAGAACUUUUUGCUCCUGCUGCUCGCUCCCUUCUCUCUGAGAAGAACCAUGGGGUGCUGCAUGGAGCUGUGGUGCUCAUCACAGAACUGUGUGAGCGCAGUCCAGAAACACUGGAGCGAUUCAGAAAGUCGGUGCCAGAGCUGGUCCAUAUUAUGAAGGGCCUAGUGCUCUCAGGUUAUUCCCCAGAACAUGAUGUUGCGGGAAUCAGUGAUCCCUUUUUACAGGUCCGCAUCCUGAGACUGCUAAGAAUUUUGGGACACAAUAACGAAGUAGCCAGUGAUGCUAUGAACGAUUUACUAGCCCAGGUGGCGACCAAUACAGAUAGCACAAAGACUGCUGGCAACGCUGUAUUGUAUGAGACUGUUCUUACUGUGUUGGAUAUCAAAUCAGAAAGCGGCCUUAGGGUUCUGGCUGUAAAUAUACUUGGACGAUUUCUACUUAACAAUGACAGAAAUAUACGAUACAUAGCUAUGACAUCUCUUCAAAAGAUAGUUGGGACAGAUCACAUUGCAGUCCAACGUCACAGAGGAACCAUAGUGGACUGUCUAAAAGAUCCCGAUGCCUCUGUCAAACGUCGUGCACUAGAGCUGUCUUUGGCCCUGGUUUCUGCCUCCAACAUUCGCUCCAUGAUGAAGGAGCUUCUCAACUUCCUUUCCACCUGUCCAUUAGAGCUCAGGGCUCAAGCAGCCAGUGGCAUUUUUGCUGCAGCUGAAAGAUAUUCACCUUCUCAGCGGUGGCACAUUGACACCAUUCUGCAUGUUCUUACCACGGCAGGGGGUGAUGUAAGAGAUGAAACCGUUCCAAACUUGAUCCAGCUUAUCACUACAGCAUCAGAACUGCACUGUUACACUGUGCACAAACUGUACAGGGCUCUGCUGCAGGACAUCUCCCAGCAACCCCUGGUCCAGGUGGCUUGCUGGUGCAUAGGAGAGUAUGGUGACCUUCUAUUAAAAGGAGACUGUCAAGAAAUUGAACCAGUGCAGGUAAAUGAAAAUGAUGUCCUAGAUGCUCUGGAAACCGUUCUACAGUCCCACAUGUCAUCUCCUACCACAAGAGGUUUUGCCCUAACAGCUACAAUGAAACUCAGUACACGCAUCACAGAGAACGUUGAUCGGAUCAGAAGCAUUGUCAGUAUCUAUGGUAGCUGUAUAGAUUUGGAGCUCCAGCAGAGAGCAGUUGAAUAUAAUGCAUUGUUCAAAAAAUACGACCACAUGAGGGCAGCAGUGUUAGAGAGGAUGCCCAUAAUGGAGAAAAACUCAACUGGUCAGACUAAUGGAGAGACAACAGGCGAGCUUGUCAAAGAAGUUCAGCCAGUAAAAGUCAUUCAGGGUCAACCACCAACUCAGCCUCCUGCUAGUCAAGUGUGUGACCUCUUGGAUUUGUUGGGUGACUCUAAUGAUAGUGGGAAGCCAAGUUCUUCUUCUGCCCAGUCCUCUAACAACACCAGCAGUCCAGGGGGAGACCUACUGGAUUUACUGGGGGGAUUAGACCUCAUGCCACCCACACCAGUGCCCACAAUACCGGUAUAUGAGAAGAAUGGUGUAAAUUUGACACUAAGUUGUCAAAAACAGUCAGAAACAAGCCUGAUUGUUACACUGACAGCCUCCAAUUCCACUGACGCCGACAUCACUACCUUCACUCUUCAGGCAGCAGUGCCCAAGAGUGUACAGUUACUUAUGAAGGCUCCCAGUGGCGACCACCUUCCUGCUUGUGGCACAGUUAAGGUCACACAAGUGGUGGUGCUCAAUAAUCCUAACAAGGUGAACCUAAAGAUGAGGAUACGGGUGUCCUUUACAAGCCAAGGAGUUGCUUUUCAGGAUACAGUCCAGGUUGAUUCUUUACCUGAGUGCAGGUAGUCAGACCCUACACAAAGCACAGCUAACACUCCAUGAUGAAACUGUAUUUGAUGUCACAGAUGUAAAAUUUUAUAAAAUAACAGAUGCUGCUGUUCCACACCUGCAUAAAAGCUCUGUUUAUCUGUGUGUGACUUGAAAAUAUUUAAGUAUUUUUACUUACAACAUAAAACAAGACACUAUUAAUUUAUAGAACAAAAACACUUGUAUUUUAUACUUUUUAUGCAUGUAUCAAAUGCCACUCAGAUAGGAUCAAUCACUAUUUACUAUUGUGAUGCUUGGAGUUUUGCUAAGAAAGUGACUUAUACAAUAUACAUAAUCACUUGUUUUAAUUUUCUUGUGCCUUUCAAGUAGAAUUCUUGUGCCGACAAUGGAAUUUUACAAAGCUUAUUAACUUCUACCACAAAGGGUUUCUUUAUUACCUCAAUUAUAGUUUACUGAUAACUCUUCCGAAUUGUUUUAAAUGCUGUUUAAAU